UUGUGUAAGUCUAAUUAACAAAAUCCGACAUGCCAUCGUUUCGUGACGAUAUCAUCCCUGGAGAAUCCUCGAACGCCAUAUCGAAUCUCAGCAACAUCUCAAACAUGGUGCCGCACUACAAUCAGACGAGCCUUACGUAUCGCCAACAGCAGCAACAGGUCGCUGAUAAUCAACAGCAACAUCAAUUGAUAAUGCAACAAGCGCAUCAGCAAACACCGGCGCAACAGGCGGUCCAACCGCACGCCGCGGUUGCGGUUGCGGCUCCCGCUGCCAUUGAAGGGACCCAAUACUGGUACGGCUAUUCAUCUAGAGCCAUACCCGCGACACCGGCGUUGCAUCCUCAGCAUCAGCCAAGUCCGAUUCCUCCGCAGUUUUUUAACCACCCGGAAAUGCUACCCGGGUGGCACUACACGACUCAGUACUCGCCGUACAUACAGUAUCAACCGCAACAUCUACAUUUUCAAACGCAAUCGCAAUCGCAACAUCAGACACAGGAACAGCUGGAGCAACAUUCGCCGUCUGAACAACGCAUCCAGCAACACAUGCCACAGCCACAUCUGCAACAGAGCUCACCGUCAGAACAGCUCUAUCAGCACUCGUCUCCGCAGCAGCACCUCCACAAUUCGCCGCCCCAACAGGUCUGUCAGCAGCACUCGUCACCGCCACAUCAUUUGCAACAAAGUUCGCCGCCUCAACAAAUUUGUCAGCAACACGGUCAACAACUUACUACAUCAUCGCCGCAAUUACAAAACUCUCCGCCGCAACAACAUAAUAAUCAACAGCCAAAUCAAUUGCCACAGCAGCGUAUUCAACAACGGUUACCAAAACGCCAGCUGCCGGAAAGUUCGCCGCCGCAGUUCUUCCAACAAAAUUCACCGCCGCAAUAUCUACAGUCACAAAUACCGUCGAGGGAACAGGAAUACGAAAUUUCUUACAGACAACGGAUGUUGAAAUGGGGCAUUAGAAACAUAAAUAUCGACAUGGCGAUCCGCAAUCAAUAUUCAUCAACUACCGCGAGAAUGAACGGCAUCGUGGACGGCAAUAUGAACGGCAGUGUGAAUGGCAGCCUAAACGGUAGCAUGAACGGAAGUAAUCACAGCACCAACAGCACUUCUCCUACAACGCCGCCUAAUUUUCAUGUUGAGUCGUCAUACGGCGACUUGUCCUGUACAUCUCGCAACAUGAAUCUAUCGGCCACAUCCGGCAAUAUAAACCUGCUACCUACAGGCAUGAACCUGCCGUCGACAUCUCGAGAUAUACCCUCGACAUCUCGAGAUAUGCCGUCCACAUCGAGAGACAUGCCGUCCGCACCCAGAGAGGUAUCGUCCACAAGACGUCACCAAUUAUACACAUCCCAUAGAAUUCAGGGAAGAAGGAGCCCGUACGAGUGGAUGAAAAGACCGUCGUAUCAGAGUCAACCUAAACCAGGGAAGACUCGCACAAAAGACAAAUACCGAGUGGUCUACACGGACUAUCAAAGGCUAGAGUUGGAAAAAGAAUUUCAUAUGAAUCACUACACCACUAUCAAACGGAAAGCGGAUCUCGCCGCUCAGCUCGGUCUCACGGAGCGUCAGAUAAAGAUCUGGUUUCAAAACCGACGGGCGAAGGAGCGGAAAUUGAUGAAGAAGCAGCAGGAGCAAUUGAGAGAGCGGCAGAUGAGAGCGCAAGACGUUGUGGCGGCGGCCGCGGCGGCGGCGGCGGCGGCGGCGGCCUCCACUACGGUGGAGGUGGUUGCCGGUGGUAUGAUGGGUUAUGCCACCGCCGGAACGGAGAUGGGUGGGAUGCUGGGCGGUCUGAUGCAGACCAACGAGAGCACCUCCUCCGCACCGCUUUCAACGCCGACGACGUCGACGUCUCUACCUACACCUCUACCCACGUCUCUGCCCACGUCGCAGCCUACGUCGCAAUCCGCGUCGCUACCCACGACACUGCCUAUGCAAUACCCGGGCCAUUCUAAUCCGAUGUGAAGGGAUAUGCUCUUCGUUGCCGAGGGGAUUCCGCGAACUCUCCCCGGAACGGACUCACGAGACACGGGAUGACGGGAAAGCGGGGUGGUGAGGUAUAUCUACCGUCUAUCACUUCGAACACACACACAACGUACAAAGAGUUUGCAAAUAGAUAAACGAAUGGACGCCGCGUAAUAUAUGUAAUUAUAUGGGACGCGUAAGAUAAAUUAAAUGUAGCUCGCACAUGAUACACACAACGGGUCUGUGAUAAACGACCGUUGUUAAACGGAUCGUUCGUGGAAAUUGCAGAUCGUGGAAAACGCUUUGAUCUCACUAUAACUUCCGUCGGCUUCACAUAUCCACGGCGAUCCCCGUUAAUAUGACGGUCGUGCUUUCGAUAUUUUACGUUCUACCGUUACGCUCGACCGUUUGAUUCCGCAAGAGCCUGAAGCCGGAAGUAAAUAUCGAAUGCGGACUACAUGAAUGCAUUUGGCAAUUCCGAGUGGAAUCUAAAUGUACUCGCAUCGUGCAUCUAGAUAUUCAUGCAGUCUGCUAUACGAUCGUGUUUUCGUAAUUGUACCUGGAUAUUAGAGGGGAGAAUUGAGGGGGAAAGGAAUUAAAAAUAGAGAUAUUUGUUUGACUAUCCCGAUAAUAGGGGGAUCCCGACCGUCUGGCGCGAAUCAAGAAUUGUCGCGCAUAGUCUGAACGUUAGUUUUAAGAUAGAGACAGUAGUAUCCGAAAAUAGUCGAGUUAUCCAAACAAGUAUUAUUAACUCUUUAACUGCGGCAUGCAAAGGAGCUUUAUUGUGAGUAAUUUACAGAGAAAAGUACGCCACAAUUAUAUCAUUGCAUUUAUUUUGCAUCAGCACGAAAUUCGACGUCGUAAAUUAAUUGCGAGAAGCGUCGUAAGUUUUACUUGCCUUCACUGCAGCACACUGUAUCGC
Messenger RNA from Wasmannia auropunctata (little fire ant), 2889 nucleotides. RefSeq names its product ataxin-2 homolog. Gene Ontology annotation, cellular component: nucleus. Bases 30 to 1967 code for a protein of 645 amino acids. Lineage: Eukaryota; Metazoa; Arthropoda; Insecta; Hymenoptera; Formicidae. The transcript has 3 exons. Gene Ontology annotation, molecular function: DNA-binding transcription factor activity, RNA polymerase II-specific; RNA polymerase II transcription regulatory region sequence-specific DNA binding. Gene Ontology annotation, biological process: embryo development; anterior/posterior axis specification; cell differentiation. The record is from RefSeq and is a predicted model, not a curated record.